AGCCGGACCAGUCACAUUCACAAGCUCGCAUCAACCGUGAGUCACAACGUAUUUUGCGUUCAGGUCUGAUAUAUAAUCUACUCGCGAGCGAUGGCUCUCUUCACCUGGCUCAUCCCACCGAAGGCGGGACAAGCUACUCACAAUGGGCUCGAUUACUAUCCGCAACACCAUCGCCUCCGAUCUUCCUCUAUUGCCAGCCCUCGAAACGGCGGCCUAUGAACCUUUUCGCGCCAUCGGUAUGGCAGACUUCGCCAAUCGGCAACCUCCAACUCUUGAAGAGCUAGCGGCGUAUCACGAUACAGGACACGCCUGGGUAGCAGCCGUCUCUGAGGACGAGGCGGAUUCGGGCACACCAAUCGCAUUUGUCUUGGUGUACGUCGUAAACAAUGAUGGCCUCGGGUGGAAGAGCGCCUUCAUACACGAAAUCAGCGUGUCUCCUGAGUACGCCAGGCGAGGCAUUGGAAAGACAUUGAUCGAUCACGUCGCUUCUUGGGCUCAGCAGAAUGGGCUGAGGGCGUUAGACCUCGCGACAUAUGUCAAUGUACUUUGGUGCAAACCAUACUUCGAGAGACUGGGCUUUAGGGUAGUAGAUGAGGAAGAACUUUUGAUGAACGAAUAUAGUGGAGUUCGGCGUCUCAUUAUGUGUGAAUGGCAUGAUGAACUUCUGGGCCGAUGGCGUCGAGUGGCAAUGCGAAAGUUUCUCUGAACGCUCGCGGUCAAACGCAAUCGAGCGUGGUCCCCGCCCCAUACAGUUGCAAGAUGAGCUGAUGAUGGAUAUUUCAAAGGGUGUUUCAUUUCGCUUCUUCAAUCGUUUGAUUCCUGAUUUAGGCUUUUAAUAAUCUGCUGAAACUCAGUCAACAAUAUCUCUGAAUGUGAAAACAAACUUUUCAAUACCUCGCAUGACCCAGAUCAAGGCAUCGACUGUGAGUCACAAGUUUUACAUGUAGAUAGACGUUCGUGAGGAUAUAGCAACAUAUUUAUCCCAAGUUUUCAACAC
Messenger RNA from Mytilinidion resinicola, 997 nucleotides. Its product is annotated as acyl-CoA N-acyltransferase. The record is from RefSeq and is a predicted model, not a curated record. Bases 143 to 706 code for a protein of 187 amino acids. Gene Ontology annotation, molecular function: acyltransferase activity, transferring groups other than amino-acyl groups. The transcript has a single exon. NCBI's taxonomy places the organism in Eukaryota, Fungi, Ascomycota, Dothideomycetes, Mytilinidiales, Mytilinidiaceae.